AUGGCCUCUGGAUCUACAAAUUGCUCCUCACUUCCAAACCCCGAGACGGCUCUCGCGUUUCUCCCCCCAAGCAUAGCAUCACAGUUGGAAGUUGCUCGUCCCAUCGCUGCUGCAAGUCUUGGGGCGUUCAUCUGGGACAUCCUGUCUAACGUACCGUCCGAUUACAAGCUGUUGUUCGAGCACAGGAUCACUUUUACGACCGUUGUAUAUCUGCUUUCAAGGCAAGCCACCAUUCCCUCGCGAGGAUUAAGCAUUUAUUUAUUAUCUCUUGUAGGGGACUGUCAGGCACUCCAAAUUGCGUUCUCCAUCUGCUUUGCAAUUGCGGUCCCUUUGACGUCUCUGCUCUUCUUCUUCCGCGUUCGUGCGGUAUUCAAUGACAACAAACCCAUCGUCGCAUUUUUUGGCUUUCUAUGGGUUUCAGUCCUCGCAGGCUGUAUAACAGUACCGUUUGCCACCCGUGGGGUACAUAUUGGCCCGACAGUGUUCUGCAUCCUUACUGGUGUCAAGACAUACAGUGCUACAGGGAUCGUCAUCUCAGCAGUGAACGAUACGCUUGUGCUCGUUGCAAUCUCGUUACGAAUUUUAUACAACGCGUCUAUCGAUGACAACGUCGGCGCCCGUGUCAAAGCGUUCUGGAACGGAGGGGCACUUCCAAAACUCUCGAAGAGUAUCCUCCAGAGCGGUCAGCAAUACUAUCUGAUUACAGUCGGUGGAAACGUUCUGACAAUGGUCAUGAUCUUAACACCAUCUGUGAAACCGAUUUACCGUGCUAUGUUCACAAUCCCGAACGUGACGAUAGAAAACUGUAUGGCUUGCAAGGUGUUCCGCGAUAUCAAGUUUGGCGUCAUAGAGCCAUCUGGGUCUUCAUUGUUCCAGAGCUCCAUAACGCGCAACGGCGUACUGAACUCCAAAUUGUCCACACGUAUCAGGCAGCACAACGGGCCUCAGCGCAUUAACGUAUCUGAGAUAGAUUCGAGACCGACGGGAUCCGAUUCCACGACUGUAGAGCUGCCAAUGGAGCUCAAUCUCGUCGGUGGUGCGGGAAGCCGUGCUUCUUCUCCUUGUUAUUAUGAGCCUAACUUGGAGGCUAAGGCUGGAAAUAUCGAAGUGUAA
This is a messenger RNA of Fomitiporia mediterranea MF3/22, 1113 nucleotides long. RefSeq lists its product as uncharacterized. The record is from RefSeq and is a predicted model, not a curated record. The transcript is spliced from 4 exons. The coding region runs from base 1 to 1113 and encodes 370 amino acids. NCBI's taxonomy places the organism in Eukaryota, Fungi, Basidiomycota, Agaricomycetes, Hymenochaetales, Hymenochaetaceae.